GGUUUGAAACUUGUCUGGUUUUUUUGUUUUAUUCUAAUUAAUUUUUCACGGGAGAGGAAACAAAAAUUAGGGCAACAUUGCGAUCGACUUUUUAAACUGCUUCUGAUGUGUCUCUCUUUGAUUCUGGGAAAGAAAUAGGGUAUCAUUUGAUCUGAUGAAGGACCGGUCAGCGAAGAGGAAGGUGGUUGUACGGCACUUGCCGCCUUCUCUUUCAGAGCCCGAUCUCUUAUCCCAAAUCGACUCUCGUUUCGGUGAUAGCUACAGUUGGUUCUCCUUUCGUCCUGGCAAGUCCAACUAUAAGACGCAGAAGCAUUCACGGGCCUACUUUGGUUUCAAGUCCCCAGAAGAUGUUUAUGAGUUCGCUGCAUUUUUCAACGGCCAUGUCUUUGUUAAUGAAAAGGGUGCUCAGUUCAAGGCCAUAGUUGAAUAUGCGCCUUCACAGCGUGUGCCCAAACCAUGUGACAAGAAAGAUCCUCGUGAAGGCUCUAUUACCAAAGACCCUGACUACCUUGAAUUCCUUAAGCUCAUUGCUCAACCUGUUGAGAAUCUCCCCAGUGCUGAAGUCCAGUUGGAAAGAAGAGAAGCCGAGCAGUCUGGUGCUUCAAAGCCGGCUCCUAUUGUUACCCCUCUUAUGGAAUUCAUACGUCAAAAACGUGCUACUGUGAUUGGAUCUCAGGGUUCAUUAGAUGUUCGAAGAGGAGGCAGAAGAUCCCGAGCAGUCUCGGCAAACAAGCCAAGUUCAAGGCCUUUGAAACGAAACUCUGAAAAGAAGAAGUAUGUUGAAAAGGACACUUCAAAAAGCGUCCGCAGUUCCAAGCAAGAUAAUUCAUCUACAGCCUCUGUCAUGGAUAGCUCUCUCCCAGGGAUUUCAUUGACUAUGGAGUCUGGGAAGAAAAAGAUUUUGCUCCUGAAAAAAGACCGAGACACUCCUGUUAACUCUCCACCACAACCAGAACAGCAGAUGGAAACUAUUCUAUCCUCGACCUCAAGACAGAACCAGAAGAUUGGUGAUGUUGGUGGGAGAUUGAUCAAGGGAAUGCUUGUGAGAAAGGAGCCGCGACCUAGCCAGUCUUCAACUUUGGUCCAGCCUGAGCCAAGAGUGGAACCCUCAGAAGCAGAAAACUACAAGCGUCCUCCUCGAGCAGAUGGUAUAUAUGCAGGGAAAGACUAUCAUGUUUCUGGUACCAACACUGAGAAGCAAGAGAGGCGUCCUAGAAACAGGGACAGACCUGAUCGUGUUGUGUGGGCUCCUCUCCGUCGCGCUGACGGGUCCAAUAACAGCGAGGACCAACUGUCAUCUUCAGCAGCAAACAAUGGAGAAGUGAAACAAAGGACGUUGUUGCAAAGAUCUGGAGAAGUUGUGAACUCCUCUGAUGGACACUCUCUUGAGAAUGGUUCAGCUAGAUAUUCUAGUCGCCGUGUUGGAUCUCGCAGCAGAAAAGAAGACGGCUUUGCAGUGACCGGUGAGGGUAAAUCAUCGCGUAGAGGAGGUGGUGGUGAUCCCACUUCAUAUGAGGCAAGCCAAGCUAAAAAGCAAAAGUGGAUCUUAAAAUCAUCAUCGGGCUAUAAACAUCAGCCAAUUCCAAUGGAAUUUAUCUUUGGACGGGAAUCUAUAGAUAUGAAUGGAACUGGAAAGUAACAACACUAUCAGCAUCACUCGGGUUUGUCUGGACUUUUGGUCCAUCGUCGUAAGUCGUAGUAUUGCGUCGUCAGUCGUAGUAUUGCACAUAAAAGAGACACUUCUCAAAGUAGGAAUCAUCUCAGGGUUUAUGAGUUUGAAACAAGAAAGACUCCGUAAGUACUGCAUUUGAAGGCUUCUAGCGGUUCACCGUACCUACACCCCCUUUUGGCUUGUGCUGUGUUACAGACAAGUGGGUGAGAAGUGAGAACUUACUCCCGAGUCCAAGUAUAAUGAAAUAAAGUCAAGAAGUAUAUAGGGAGCAGGAAACACUGUAUCGGGUUUUCUUUUGGGUUUCUUUGGAGGUCUCGGAACGUGAUUUUCAGGAUUUCACCAUAAUAGUUUGAUUACUGCGAAGUAAUUUUUUUACUGCUUAAUAUUAAUCUCGUUGAAGUUGGUUUAUUUCA
Molecule: messenger RNA, 2085 nt
Organism: Brassica oleracea var. oleracea
Lineage: Eukaryota; Viridiplantae; Streptophyta; Magnoliopsida; Brassicales; Brassicaceae
Product: regulator of nonsense transcripts UPF3-like
Exons: 12
Coding region: 155-1639 (494 amino acids)
Biological process (GO): positive regulation of translation; nuclear-transcribed mRNA catabolic process, nonsense-mediated decay
Cellular component (GO): cytoplasm; nucleolus
Molecular function (GO): mRNA binding
Source: RefSeq, a predicted model, not a curated record